CCAGCCGAUCCCUCGAUUGUUUACAAAAAGUAGAGAGAGGAAGUGUCAAAUAACUUUGUUAAGUGGAAGAUUAGCCAGCGUGCGUUUAAAAUAAUCACCAACUUGGUGUCUAAGCCAAUUAAUAAAGGCGUUUAUCAGGUUGCGGUUAAGAUUUAAAGAAUAUUAAUGGAACACUGAAAUUCUUUAAAGCUGCUCAAUUUUCAGCUGCUAUUAAAACGGUGUUUUAAUUCUCACCCACCGCAACAAACUUUAAAGAAUUUCAUCACGUAAACUUGAUGAAAGUUGAGCGCUGUGAUAGGAUGUUAUCUGACUACGAUUCCCGCAUCGAACCCCGCUCGCUAGAGCAGGUAAUCGACAUAACUGACGAAGACUGCAGAAGAAAACAUCCUAGCGAAAUAUUUGAGGUUAGAAGCGUAUCAUCUGGUUGCGGGUCAUCAAUAAAAUCGCAGGAACUGCGAUUGAGAAUCCAGCUCCUGGAUGAACGGCGAAUGGUCCGGCUAAAACUUGCUGAACAAGAGGAAGAAUACUUUUCUCAAAAGCUUCAGCUUCUGGCGUUGUUGGGAGAUUCACUUUUGAACGAUGACGUCAAUGCAGAAUGUAUAGGAACAAAGCCGAAGGCGAAUGUGUCGGCUUGGCUGCAGAACUACACCAACGAACCAGAGAUGGAUUCUGCUUCAGCUUCAAAUUCCGACCUGAGUGAACAACAACAAUCGGAUUCGUCAACAAAGCCCGACUCACCUCUGCCGAAUUUACCGGUCCAGCAAGUGCCAACCGAGCAACAAAUGAUUUUGCCCAAUUCUUUUGGGUUCGAUCUCCGAACGGCAAAUCAACUCGCAAACGGGUCGGGGCUAGCCAGCACUGAAAAUGAUCUACCAGGACUGAGCCCUUCGCAGCUGGCUGCACGACAAGUGAUCGAGAAUGAGUUACCUUUGUUCGCAGGAGAUCCACUAGAAUGGCAAAUGUUCUACAGUGCGUUCCAGACAACUUCCGAAGCGUGUGGAUUCAGCGACGUAGAGAAUUUGUCAAGGCUGAGGAAAUGUCUACGUGGUCUGGCCCUGGAGUGUGUGAGCAGUCGUCUUUUGCUACCAGCGUGUGUGCCACGAAUAAUCGAAACCCUACAAAAUUUCUUCGGUCGUCCCGAGUUCAUUCUUGAGGCUCUAGUGAAGAAGGUUAGAAAAGCUCCGGGACCGAAACCGGACGACCUUUACUCGCUUAUUAUGUAUGGAAUUGCUGUCCAGAAUCUAGUUGAUAGCAUAAUUAUGUUGCAGCAACAGGAUUACUUAAGCAAUCCGAUGUUACUAAACGAAUUAGUAAGCAAACUGCCGAUGGAUUACCUUUUAAGAUGGGUCACUUUCAAAACCCCUUACAAGAAAGUAGAUUUGAGUACCUUCAAUGAGUACAUGUCUGAUUUAGUUCAAUUGGCUGUAGGAGUUACAAAUUUAUUUGAGCUAGAUUCCAUUCAUAACAAAAACCAUUCAACACAAGCCUGUGUAUAUUGUAGGGCCAGCGAUCAUGAUAUUACCUUUUGCGAUCAAUUUUGUAAUUUGAAGAUUGAUAGUCGAUGGAAAGUAGUACGGCAAGCAAAACUUUGCAAGAUCUGUUUAGGUACUCAUGCGCAGAAAAGAUGUUUUACAUCUACAAAUAAUCAUGACCAUCUUUUGCUACAAACUUAGGAAGCUGCCGAUGCUAAACGGGUCGGGGUAUGUUGCCGCACCAACUGUGCGACUUUUACGUUGUUGUUUAGCACCAGCCGAUCCCUCGAUUGUUUACUUAAAGUAGAGAGAAGAAGUGUCAAAUAACUUUGUUAAGUGGAAGAUUAGCCAGCGUGCGUUUAAAAUAAUCACCAACUUGGUGUCUAAGCCAAUCAAUAAAGGCGUUUAUCAGGUUGCGGUUAAGAUUUAAAGAAUAUUAAUGGAACACUGAAAUUGUAAGUCAAGUUAAACAUAUUAUACUUCUUCAACGACUAAUCGCAAUAAAAUGCAGCUUUAAAGCUGCUCAAUUUUCAGCUGCUAUUAAAACGGUGUUUUAAUUCUGACCCACCGCA
Molecule: messenger RNA, 2044 nt
Organism: Culex pipiens pallens (northern house mosquito)
Lineage: Eukaryota; Metazoa; Arthropoda; Insecta; Diptera; Culicidae
Exons: 2
Coding region: 276-1673 (465 amino acids)
Source: RefSeq, a predicted model, not a curated record